UUAAUAUCUGUAGAACAUCACUCGAACGAAACUAUCCCUUCGCCACCAUUUUUCUGUUUUAAGAAACAGUGAAAUAGAGUUCUGUUCCUGAUUCAUCAUGGACAAGGAUGAAACGAGGACGGGAACGGAGGACGGAGAAAUUGCGGAUUUCUCUUCUCUGCCAGAAGGAGCAAUUGCUAACAUCUUGUCUCUGACGACUCCAUCCGAUGCCUGCAGGUCAUCGGCGGUCUCCCGUACUUUCCAUGCGGCGGCGCUGUCCGAUAUCGUGUGGGAGAGAUUCCUGCCUACCGAUUGGGAAGAUUUGAUUUCUCGGCGGAAACCUAAUGACCUGAAUUUUGAUCCGACUACAUGGUCGACGAAGGAGAUCUUUUUCUCCCUUUGCAACAAUCCACUGCUAAUUGACGAUGGCUACACGAGCAUUUCUUUGGACAAACGGAGUGGUAAGAAAUGCGUAAUGCUUGGAGCAAGGGAGCUAUCAAUUGUUUGGGGCGAUACCUCUGUCUAUUGGGCCUGGGAAUCUCAUCCUAAGUCAAGGUUCACAGAAGUACUUGUCAUCUUCAAGGUGUGGUGGCUUGAAAUCCGAGGAAAGAUAAGCAGUAGAAUGUUGUCUCCUGCAACAACUUAUGUAGCUUACUUUGUGUUCAGGACGAGGGAACGUAGAUACUUUGGGUUCAAUAUAGAUCAUGUCGAUGCCAUGGUGGGCAUUGUUGGUAGUGAACACUAUAUGAAGAGCGUUUGUUUGGACCCUUAUUUCGACAAUCCUCAUCAGCGAGGCCGACGCGUACCACGAGCAGGAUGCAAUCUAUCAAGGUUGGAGCAGCCAAGGGAGAGACAUGACGGUUGGUUUGAAACUGAGUUAGGAGAGUUUCGUAUUGAUGGUGGAGAUGAUGAAGUAGAGAUCAUUCUUAAGAAGGUUAAGUGUAUUGAUUCCAGGAGUGGCCUCGUUGUUCAGGGUAUAGAGAUUAGGCCCAAAAUGAACCCUGCAUAGAUUGUUACAACUUCAAGAAACUAGAUGCCUAGUUUCAAAUUUCAACCAAUUUCAACGUUUAUACACCUUGUAGUUUAGGGUAAAGAUCGAAUUUUUUUCCUCAAAAAAUAUUUCAGUGAAAUGAAUUGUUCUAAGGAACUUUUC
This is a messenger RNA of Cucurbita pepo subsp. pepo (vegetable marrow), 1132 nucleotides long. Its product is annotated as F-box protein PP2-B10. The record is from RefSeq and is a predicted model, not a curated record. Gene Ontology annotation, molecular function: protein binding. Lineage: Eukaryota; Viridiplantae; Streptophyta; Magnoliopsida; Cucurbitales; Cucurbitaceae.